GCGGCGUGUCGCUUCCUUACGCGCCGCUCUCCGGUCCCGGAAGGAGGAAGAGGGUUCCACAGAGGGAAGAGAAGAAAGUGUGUUGACAGCGGAAACAAGAUCUGAGUCACGGAGGCAGAUUGAACUCUUCUCUCUCCUCAUCUGUCCCGGGUCGGGUGUUGGUGUCUGGACUCAGCAGGAGCCCUCAAGGGAUGGAACAUGGCCACAACUGAAAUACAGCUUAUGUUAAGCGUCGGGUUGAUCGAGAAAGAUGUGAAUGGAGACACACUGUGGGUGUGGUGCUUCCCCUCCGUGGACUCAGGCGUGAGGCAAGUCCUGCUCAGUAAGUGCUGUCUGACGCAGCAUGGCCGGGACAUCCACACCUUUGUGUUUGGUCAGUUCACUCGUAUGUGGUACUACAUCACCACAGUGGAGGUGCAGGAGCCCACAGCGCUAAAAAAGGUUACUCAUUUUUCAAUAGUUGUUACAGCAAAAGACUUCAACCCGGAGAAGUACGCUGCUCUCAGUAGAAUCCUCUGCAGGAUGUACAUCAAAUAUGGCAGCCCAGUGAAGAUGAUGGAGGCGUACCUCACUGUUCUUACUAAAGGAAUCUGUCAGAGUGAUGAAAAUGGCUCGUUUGUCAUUAAGGACUACGACGUGCGGAAGGCGUACCUGGCUGGUUCAGUCAAAGAUGUGGUGUCUCAGUUUGGUUUGGAGACUAUCAUCCUGUACACCGCUCUCAUGCUGAAGAAGAGGAUCGUCGUCCAUCACCCUCGUAUUGAAGCGUUGUUGGAGUUUACAAGAGUUCUGCCGGCUCUGACGUGGCACAGGAAGGACUGGUCCAUCCUGCACCCCUACGUGCACCUGACCGAUCCUGAGCUAGAGGAUUUAAAGAAAUGUCCCGGUUAUGUUGCAGGAUUUGUGGAUCCGGAAGUGAGCAACAGAUCGGACUUGUUUGAUGUGUACGUGAACCUCCCUGACAGCGUCAUCACAGUUUCCCAGGAUGCCAAAGACGCCAUGACUAUGGGGAAGUUACACAAGGAGGUUGGUCUCCUCAUCGUCCAAUCAGCGGAGGACAGUGAGAGGUCAGACAGUCAGGUGAUCAAGGACAUCUCUGUGAAGACCAAAGAGAUCCUCGCAAACCUGGUCGCCCUGGCAGACGAGUGUGAAGACUCUAAAAUCACUCUGGAGGGUUUGAAGCAGCAUCACUUCCCCCCUGCAACAGAGAACUUCCUCUUUCAUUUGGCAGCGGCUGAGCAACUCUUAAGGAUAUAAACCUGUUUUCAGACGCUGCAGAAUCACGUUACUGUCGUCAGCUUUGACUCUGGCUCAAAUCUUUUGUACAUGUUGGGAUAAAUACUGUUUUCUAAAAGGCUUGUACAGAUUUCUGCUGUUAUCAUGAGAGUUUGCACCAGACGUUUAUCACAGGAACCUGCGUGUGAGGUAGGAAAGUGUCGCUAGCAUCGAAUUUGAACUCGCACUGUUGCUAAUAUGAGACACGAGUCACGACUCAACAUUCUUUUAACAAUAUUUUAUUUUCUUCCUGCCAACAAAUCCCAUGAAAAGACCAAAUCCAAAAUCAAGAUUCAAAGUCUGUUUAUAUAUUAUUGAUUAUAUCUUAUCCAUGACAAACUAUUAGAAAGAAUGAACGAGCCACACUGUUAUACUGGGUGUAUGUGUGUGUGUGUGUGUGUGUGUGUGUACACACACACACACACACACACACACACGUAUAUCACUAUACACAGUCCUGCCGCUAAAAUACUCACUGAAACACCAAAUGCAUUUCCAUCCGCUGGUGAAAAUAGUCCCCAAGUAAUCUACAGUUUACUGUCGUGUGAGCAGUGUUUGAUAAACACCACAGCGUCCAGAUCUUCUAAGAAGGUUAACUAUAAAAAAGCGAUGUAUUUGUGGAUUGUUUUUAAAGGAAUCGGUGACAUUUCAGAGUGUUGAAGUCGUUACGUAUGUAAAGUUGAUUCUGGUCUUUUCAUGGUAUUUGUUGAUUAAGAGAUAAAUAUAACGACAGUCUUAUCAUUUUAACAUUAGUAGCCAUGGACAAUAAGGAGCCACAGUAUUUGUCUCAAAUGUCAUAAUGACACAAAUAAGUGUCUGGUAGUUUUUCAGCCAGUACAUCUGAUAGAGCUUUCCAGAUGUUUGCUACCACAGUGCCCAUCUGGACUCAAACAUCGCACUUCAUGUUGACUAUAGUGCCACAACUGAAAGAGAAGCAGAUUGUGUUAUGAGGCUUUUUCAAAGUGUUUUAUAAAAUAGAAAGAAAAAGAUGUGUUCCUCAUCACUGCAGCUGAUCUAAUAAUGAUGCUUCCAUUCCUCAGUGAUUUAUAUCACACUGUUUGUUCACAUUCCUUUUUAUUUUUAAAUGUACAAUUACAGAUGUUGUCUAACCCUUGAGAUCAUUUUCUUCCACAUUGCUGAAAGGAUGGUUUUUGUGCCUCAGUAUUUCAGAUAGGACACAGAGUGCAAUACAUAGAAAAGCUUAUGUACGUUUGAAAACAAAAUGUAUUUUCAUGAACUGUAACAUUUCCUAUCGAUUAAAAACAUUGAAUAUUCUAACUAAAUAAAUUUACUAUCAGAAUA
Messenger RNA from Hippoglossus stenolepis (Pacific halibut), 2574 nucleotides. It is a transcript of the gene dennd10, whose product is annotated as DENN domain containing 10. Gene Ontology annotation, biological process: regulation of early endosome to late endosome transport; protein transport. Lineage: Eukaryota; Metazoa; Chordata; Actinopteri; Pleuronectiformes; Pleuronectidae. The transcript has 10 exons. Gene Ontology annotation, molecular function: small GTPase binding; guanyl-nucleotide exchange factor activity. The coding region runs from base 199 to 1254 and encodes 351 amino acids. The record is from RefSeq and is a predicted model, not a curated record. Gene Ontology annotation, cellular component: late endosome.